This is a messenger RNA of Trichoplusia ni (cabbage looper), 975 nucleotides long. RefSeq names its product protein C19orf12 homolog. The coding region runs from base 165 to 656 and encodes 163 amino acids. The transcript is spliced from 3 exons. The record is from RefSeq and is a predicted model, not a curated record. Lineage: Eukaryota; Metazoa; Arthropoda; Insecta; Lepidoptera; Noctuidae.
UGUAGUUUGUGGAGUACUCUUGAAACGGAACGUUGUCGAUCCCCGAAUUGUUUUGCUUGCGUCAAAAUCACUGUGACGUUAAUUUUCAUUUUUGUUUACUUGCCAAGAAAUAGUAUUCUGGGUCCCUUGAUUCAUUUCGUAAUAAUAUACAGCGUUUAAAAUACAUGGAUAAUAACUUAUCUUACACUAUGGACAUGCAAUUGGAACCCUACAAUGGACUUGAAGUUAGAUUCGAUAGAAGUUGGCUCGAACAAAUACUUUUACAAAUCGCUGAUGCAUUUGAAAUCCGCAUAGUAUGGGACAGAGACACCGCCGUAUUGACGGGCGCCAUGGCCGUGGCGGGCGGUAUACUGGGCGGUUACGCGGGGGGCAGGUUCGGGGCCGCCCUCGGAGCUGGUAUAGGUGGCGCUGCUGGGCUCGGAGUCUCAACGGUAGUCUCACUCCGUGAGAUCUGGGCGAUUGUCAAAGAGAAACUGCAGGAGUUACUAUACAUAGUAUUCAACUACCUCCGGCGGCUGGAGCCCGUCGACUACGUGCGCGCCUUCGAGAUCCUCAUGGCCUGCGCCAACAGCCGCAGGGAACUCGUCCUUACGAUCCUCGAGUUCAUCGCACAGAAACUAGGAAGAGAAGUCAUGUCCAGCAUUACAGCGCAAUAAGGUUCAUUUUGCUUUGAAAGAGUAGUUGAUGAGUGUGAUUUUACACAAUAUUGUUAAAAGCGGUUAUUAAGUUGUUUUCCGCCUGCAAUGUUGCGCGUGGCUGCUUAUUGAGCACAUAACUUAUUUUCGCAGUAUGUUUUGGUAAAGAAAAUGCAACAAACCUAUCUCGAACAAUAUUCGAUUUUUUUAUUAUGGCGACACUAUGAACGAGGGUCUGAUUAGUAUUGUAAUUAGUACUGUAAACAAGUACUAAAUGCUGUUAAUUAGAAUUAACAGAUGAUUUGCGAAAUUUCGAAGAAAUAAAUGAUCGUUUCGACAA